Messenger RNA from Oenanthe melanoleuca, 6716 nucleotides. It is a transcript of the gene ARHGAP28, whose product is annotated as Rho GTPase activating protein 28. The transcript is spliced from 15 exons. NCBI's taxonomy places the organism in Eukaryota, Metazoa, Chordata, Aves, Passeriformes, Muscicapidae. The coding region runs from base 531 to 2552 and encodes 673 amino acids. The record is from RefSeq and is a predicted model, not a curated record. Gene Ontology annotation, biological process: regulation of actin filament polymerization; negative regulation of stress fiber assembly; regulation of small GTPase mediated signal transduction. Gene Ontology annotation, cellular component: cytoplasm. Gene Ontology annotation, molecular function: GTPase activator activity.
AAUCACAGUUCCCGCUGCUUGGUGGGUUUAACGGAGCAGAGCCCACUCGGUUCUGCAUCCCUUGUGAGACUCCCUGCUCCUCCAAACCAUGUGCUGAGUUUGAGGAGCGCUCUCACUCGGCACAGCCAGCAGAUCGCUUCACUUAGACGAGACUAAGUCAGGAGCAGGAGGAAUAGUACGGAUUUGCUGUUAAAAGGAAAGAAAAAAAAAAAAAAAAAAAAGAGGAAGUGGAGAACUAUUCGGGGAAGAAGUGUUCGGGGAGGAAGUGUUCCGUGCAGGAUUGCAGGAUUAUCUCAGGUUUCUCGUUUCCUAGGAACGUAGUAACUUGCCGGCGGGUUGUUUUGUGGGCGGUGUUUUUGAAUAUAUGCUAAUUCAGCCGGGCUGACAGCGAGAGGAGCCGUGUGUCGGUGGCACAGCUCUCCUGACAGCCGGCGGUGCCGGGCGGCGGCCGGGCCAUGGGCUGGCGCUGCUGACGCGGCCACUGCCCUCCCGCCGGGUCACCCUGCCACCGCCGGCAUGUGCCUGUGACCAUGGACAUGAAGGACUCGGGCAGCGUGGUGCUGACAGCCUACCAUCCCCACAGCCCGGCCCGGAUCCCGGCCGUGGAGCAGGGCUUCGUGCAGGAUAUCCCGCCCGGCCGUUCGCCCGCCAGCAGAAAGUCUCUCCCUCGCUGCCGAAGAGUUAACAGGAUGCUUUCCAACGAGUCCGUCCCUCCCGCCUUCAGUCGCUCCAAUUCCCAGGCCUCCGUGGACAGCACUUCCAUGGAGGACUUCUGGUGUGAAGUAGAGAGCAUCAAGGAGAGCAGAGAAGAUGGAUGUGAAGAAGCAAUGCUCUCAGAGUUCAAACCUGCUGAUGAAGGGGAGCUGGAGGCAGAAUGGCUGCAAGAUGUGGGUUUAUCCACGCUGAUCUCAGGAGCUGAGGAGGAGGAUGGCCAAGCCCUGCUGUCCACUCUGACCAGAACCCAAGCUGCUGCUGUGCAGAAGAGGUACAACACCUACACUCAGACCCUGAGGAAGAAGAACAAGCACACAGUCCGGGAUGUGCGAGACAUCUUUGGCACCAGUGACUCUCCUCCCACAUUUGAGACAGUUCCAGUGUCACCAGUAUCUCCUAAUGGUAUCCAGCUUCCUGGGCAGAAGCCAGUUUGGAAAUCAGUUAGCUCUAAGAGCUGUCUAGACUGUGGAAUAGAUAAAGGCAGCCCAUCCAUAACAGAAGAGCUCUCCUAUGAUGUCUCUUUCUCAGAAUCCAUUUCAGUCCUUCCAAAAACCCAAGAGUGGCCAAAAAAUCAGAGGUUCAAAAAGGAAGACUCGGCUUUGCCAAGAUUCGCGGUCCGCAGGAGCCGCCUGGGGCUGACGGAGGUGGGGGACCUGUCUCCCGAGGACAUGAAGAAGAUCCGCUACCUGUCCCUGCUGGAGCUCACGGCUUUCCACGACGCGCUGGGCGUGGAGCUCAAGAGGAACCGCGCCGAGAGGGUGCGGGGCCGAGAGAAUGGUCUUUUCGGAGUCCCUCUCACCGUACUGCUGGAGAAUGAUCAAAAGAAGGUUCCGGGAGUGAAAGUGCCCCUUAUCUUCCAAAAGCUGCUGCUCAAGCUUGAGGAAACAGGUUUGGAAACUGAAGGAAUUCUCCGGGUUCCUGGAUCUGCCUCCAGAGUCAAGAAUCUCCGUCAAGAACUUGAAGCAAAAUUUUAUGAAGACACUUUUGACUGGGACCAAGUACGAAAUAAUGAUGCAGCUGGACUGCUGAAAAUGUUUAUUAGAGAACUCCCAAGCCCACUCUUCACAGUAGAAUAUUUGCCUGCAUUCAUCACACUAGUAGAAAAAAUCUCCAAGAUCAAGUUACAACUACAAGCUUUGCAUCUGUUGAUCAUGCUGAUGCCUGAGGCCAACAGAGACACAGCCAAGGCCUUUCUUCAGUUCCUGAAGAAGGUGGUUGCUAAUGAAGGGAAAAACAAGAUGAAUUUGUGGAACGUGUCUAUGAUUGUUGCACCAAACCUCUUCAUCUACAAAGGGAAGCGUGCAAACCAGCAAGAAAUGCAAGCAGCGGCCAGCACCGCGCACAUCGUGCGGCUUUUGAUCCGGUACCAGGACAUCCUCUGGACUGUCCCAUCCUUCCUGAUUUCCCAAGUGAGAAAAAUGAAUGAGGCAGCAAUGAACAGCAAGAGACAGCUGAUGUUUGACAAAGGAGUGAGAAAACUUCUGAGGAGAAAGACUAUGGAACGAGAGAGACCUGAACGACCAGAGGGAGCUGUCACUUUUCCUCCAUACCUGCAGUCUGACAUACCCGAGGGGGUGAUAAGAGUUUAUGCUCCACUGCAUUCAAAAGUCUCUAUGGCAAUUCAACUCAACAGCCAAACAAAAGCCAAAGACAUCCUGGCUCGAUUCCACUGUGAAAACAGCUGUGGAUCAUCACAGAACGUGAGAGGCCAGAUCCAAAGUUUACAUGAAAUUGGAGGAAAUAUAGGUCAGCACUGUUUGGAUCCAGAGGCUUUCAUGCUAGAUGUCUACCGUGCAAACCCUCAUGCAGAAUGGGUGAUAAAACCAAAAGCCACCUGAAGCAGAAGGCAGCAGUAUACUGGACAAAAGCCAGAUGGGCAAGAGUGAUGCCUGUCAUUUUAAGCAGCUCUUGCAGAGACAAAAUGGUAGCUACAGGACGUCGUUCCUUCCUACUGUACUGUCCAACUGAUGGUCAGCACAAAGUACUUUCAGUAUUCCAGCUUCCAAACCAUCGGAAAAAUAUCACAUUAGUUUUUCUUUCAUAUGGAUUACACUUGUGCCAGUUGGCCCAGGAGGUGAGGAGGGCAGACCAAGGUACGGUGUUUGUUUCCUGACCUGGUGUUAGAACAAUUUUUGGACAUAAUGCAGUGGCAUCAGAUGAAUGAAACACUACUGACCACAGCAGAACACACAAGCAUGACAGAGACAUGGGAGAAGGGAAGGUGUCUGUCAGGCAUGGAAGGUGGGAGCUCAACAUGCAGCAGUGCCAAGACAGCUGUGUGAAAAACAACCUUUCUCCUGAAAGUAAAUCCCUACAGAGUGUGUUACUGCAGCCCUUGUGUCUCUGUCACUCCUCAUGAGUACCCAACACUGGGGGAGGGAGGCAGGAGGAGGAACUAUAGAUAGCUGUACUUCUCAGUGUACAUACCACUGGAUAUCUCACUACCAGUCUUCCAAAAUCAUGUUGGGAUCCCUCAGCUCUGUGCAAUUGUAGUGCCACAAACCACACUCCCCUCCCUUCCCCUGAAGUUUCCCCACAAGUUUCAGGACACAAAGGCUAGGUGAGAAGGGGCAUAUGCCCCUAGCCCUGCCUUUUACUUGAUACUUUCAGAAUUAAAUCUGUGUAAUGCCAGACUAUGAGAUGUGUUAAUGGUGCCACUUAGAGUCAACACCUUUUUUGUUAACCAUUAUAGUUUCUAAUUUGUAACCUAAUUCUUUUUAUUUUGUUUAUUUUAGCUUUAAUAUGUAAGCAAUUUUUAUACUCUUCAGCUGCAUCAACAAGAGAGAUCUUUGUUCAGGUCUUGUACAAUACGGCAUGGAGAAGAAACAGGGCUUCCAAGGAGAAAAGGGAUUUAAUAAUUUACAUAUUAGGUCUUUAAAACCAUAGCCAGUCUAGGUCCAGUUGUGCUGGAGGUUUUACAAAUACAUAGCAAAUUGCAGCUGGCAUGCAGUCUAAGCAAACACACAGGCUGAGAAUAGUGGGCUGCAACAGCAUUGGGAAUGUCAGAUAGGAUGUCUAGUUUGGAGCUAGUCACAAGAGCAAGUGAUGCCCUUCACUCAGUCACCUCACUUUGGGCUAUGCUGAACUAAAAGAGGUUUGUUGAGUAGGGAAAUCACAAAUCUCUGGAGGAGAGCAAGUAUUUUUUUCAUCUCUGUCAUAUGAAAUAAGUGGAAACCAAUGCCUUCAACUGCACUGUAAUGUCUUCAUCAUUAGAUGAUGAUGAUGCAUGGUGAAAACACCCCCAGCCUGAGCAAUGAUUUUUGUUCCUGAUCUGGACACAGUGAAGCAGAACAGGCAGAAGCUCUGUUUAUUACAUAGCAAUUUAAAAGCACACUGAACCAAGUCCUCCAGGUGAACAUGAAGUCUGCUGCCCUGCAGAGAAAGCCUGUAACUUGUGAUGCUCUGCUGAAGCUGUGCAAUGAGGAUCUGAACCAGAAGCAGAGGCUCUAAAAUGUGUCAAGUUAAACGUGUUCUCUGGCAGUUAACUUUCAUUGUUAGUGGUCAGUGAAAGAAAUCAGCAUUGAAUCAGUAACUUCACCAGCAACAAUAAUGUCUACAGAGGGCAGAUCCUGUCUUCUUUCUUAUCUUUUUGAUAAAAAUGAUAAAAAUUUACAACCAUUUUCUUUAAAACAGUGACAUUUUUAACUUUCUGGUUGUUUUGCUUUUUUUUUUUUUUUUUUUUUCUUGUUUGUUUGUUUGGGUUUUUUAUUUUCUUUUGUUUUUCCUUUUUCUUCUUAACACUAAAGGAGACAUAGUUGCAGCCAGGAAAAAAACAGGACAGUUGUAUUAUAAAAUACACUCCUUAUUUUGACAACUAUUUAUUUUAAGUAUACAAGAGAUAGUAGAUCUGUGGCUUGUUUAUAGGACUAAGCAUAAAUGUUUUGUCAUGUGCUUUGCUCCCAAUACCCUUUAGUUCCCUCUGUGGCAAAGGACAGCUCUUUCUGCUUAUGCUGCCCUUGUCUGUCAGCUGUAAAGCAGGACUAGUACUUUCCAUAUAAAGGCAAUGUGAGAAUUAAUCGAGUUAAAUUCUACUCUCAGAUGUAGCCAAACAAUUCCCUGAGCAGAUCAGGAGUUGUAAACAUCCAUCUGGGAAGAACAAACUCAGCAAAGACUUUUUAUGUGGAAAGUGCUUUGAAUACAAAGAGAAUCAUAUAAAUGCUAAGCAUCAUUGUAUCUAUAGCCAACCAAAAGGCAUCCUGUGACUACAGAAAGCCUGAACAUUAAGAAAAUAAUUUGAAAUGUCAUAGCAAAUGAGCUAACUUCCAACAAUACUUUCAGACAAAUACAUUGACCUCCUCCAUCUUGCCCACUCAUUUCACUCUGUGUUCUCAAUGGCUGUGCAAGGGAAAAGAGCAGCCCUGUGUUCAUGAUGCAACUUGCUCAGCAUGAUCUGGACCUCAUCAAUGUUUUUUCUGAAAUGGAUCUCCCUGCAUUCUGUACAGAAUACAAGGGGAUUUUGCAAGACUUUUACUACUUCUCAACUUAGGAAAGUCAAAUAUGAUGUAAUAAAAUCCCCCCUGUGAGCUCUUGUUUUAUGCUAAAACUGCCUAUAACUUUAUAAGACAUGCAUAUUAGCAGAUGAACUAGUUUCUACAUGGAGUGGCCAAAUACCUCCUGUCUCUGAAACAGAAUGUCAGAAUUCUCUUUUGAUAGAAAUGGCCCUAAUGAACCAUGUGUAGUGGUUAAUACUGUUCCACAUUAAGUUGUUUUGUAUUGUUUUGGUACACUAACUUGAUUUAAUAUGCAGCAGACAAAUGGAACAAGCUCAAUGGCAUUUUGCAAUAUGAGGUCUCCACUUUAGGUCUUAUAUUUCAAGAUACUCAUGGAGGCAUGAGGAAUUUUGUUCCUCCUAACAGAAGUUGAAGUCAAAAUUAAGUUGCAAGAGGACUGUCACCUAACAAGAAGUAACACACGUGGAAAGCUGUUACUAGGAAAGUGGUAACAAGCAGGGAGAAAUUUACUGAAAUUCCAAAGAUGCCUCAAGCAUUUGUAUACUCCACGGUUCUACAAGGACAGCAUUUUGCACAUCAACACAUAGAGAGUAUUGUAAAAAGCAGGUGCUGCAAAUCAGACUGGAAUGCUUUGACCUGCAUAUGCAGCGAAUGUCACUAGAAAGUGUGCGUGUGUGUAAAAUGUGUCUGUGUCCAUGUAUAAUAUUAACUACCUCACUCUGCAUUUUCCAGGAAAAAUAUUUUGGCUUAGUCGUUUACUACCUAAUCUAUUAUCAAUUUCACAUUAACACUGACACAGUAGUUCUUUUUGUAUGAGGCAAGAUUUGAAAUUACAAUAAAAAAGAUCUAGUAAAAUACAUAUUUUGGGAUAUGUAUGAAAUUUUAUCCAAACCAUGUUGCCUAAAUUAUGCUUGUAAUGUGAACCUUGUAAGAUCAGAUGUUGGGGUUAACAGACAAUGAAUACAAACAAAUGGUGUUUCAUUUUUAUUUUUCAGUGGGUUUCUAUUAAUGUAUGUCUUCUCUGGAAAAUAAUACAAUGCCACUAAUCAAAGUGAAGUGUUUGUAUGUAUGUUUCCCUUACAAUCCUCAUUAUGUUAUGUGUUUUGUUGAAGUAUGCCAACGCGUACGUGUAUUUGUACAGCAGAGUGUGUCCACUGUAUUGUAUCCAUGUCAAAAAUAAAAAAAAAAAAUACAACAAACCCAGCUCUUCAAAUCUAAACAUGUAUUUUGGAUAGAAGCAGGGGACAGAAAAGCAGUGGUGUAUCCUUUUUCACAGCAUCUGUGUUGUUACAGCACCUGAACAGCUGUAGAGAGGACCAUGUUCUGCCACCCUUGCUGAAGUGGAGGAGCUCUUUUCUCCAGGAGCUCUUCUCUAGAUUACCUCUAUGCCAUGCACCAAACAUCCUGCUUGGAAUCCUGCCUCUUUGAAAGCAAUGGCAAACUGCUUUGGAGUUUCAUUUCAGCCAGUAUUUUUUAAACUAGUACAAAAUGCGUAGAGAAAAACUAACUUUAGAACAAAUUGUACAAAUACAUAGUAAAAGCCAAAUAAAA